This is a messenger RNA of Cuscuta campestris, 1785 nucleotides long. The record is from the annotation of a GenBank genome assembly. Lineage: Eukaryota; Viridiplantae; Streptophyta; Magnoliopsida; Solanales; Convolvulaceae.
GAAAUUCCUUUCCAUGGGGGAAUGCUUAGUCUCUUCAAAAGACUUCAUCAUCUCAAAGAGAAACUUUCUUCCUGGAAUAAAACUCAUUUUGGCAACAUUUUUAACAUGAUUAAGGAGGCGGAAACUGAUGCCACUAAAGCUGAGCAGUUGUUUGAGGCUGACCCCUCAACUGAUAACAAAAUCCUUUAUAAUCAGAAAUUGGCAGAACUUCAGGAAGCUCAUAGGAGAGAAUAUGCCUUUUGGAAGCAAAAAUGCAACCUUAAAUGGUUGAAAGAUGGAGAUGCCAACACAAAAUUCUUUCACAUCCUGGUGAAAGAAAGGAGGAGAAAACAGCAAAUUACAAGUCUUUUCAAUGAUCAAGGUCAAUUAAUUGAUAAGCGAGAUGAACUAGAAGCCCUUGCAGUUACCCAUUUCCCUACGCUCUUAAAUUCUUCAGAACCUUGCAGCUCUAGUGAAGCUUAUUCACAGUUUCUUAGCACCAUCCCUCAUCUUUUAGAUCAUAAUCAGAAUGAAUGUCUUAUGUCUCUGCCCACUGAAGAGGAAAUCAAAGUUACUGUCUGGGACAUGGAUCCUAAUUCCUCUCCUGGUCCAGAUGGUUUCAACAUCAACUUUUUCAAGCAAUGCUGGGAUAUUAUCAAAGGGGAUUUAACUUCUGCUUGCCAAGAGGUCUUCCUAGGAAUUCCUCUUCCCAAGGCAGCAAGUUCAUCCAAUAUUUGCCUGCUUCCUAAAACUUAUAAUGCUAUGAAACUCAAUGAUUUUAGACCAGUUUGCCUAUCUACUGUGGCCUCAAAGAUUGCUUCUAAAUGCAUUGCUAAUAGGCUUGGAAAGCUCCUUCAUCUGAUUAUUUCUGAAGAACAAGGAGCUUAUGUUCCAGGAAGGGAGAUUAUGGAUCAAAUUCUUAUCACUAAGGAGUUGGUUCAUCACAUCAAUAGGAAAGCUCAUGGUGGAAACCUUAUCGUCAAACUUGACAUGGCCAAAGCUUUUGAUAAGCUUAAAUGGUCAUACCUGAUGGACAUCCUCAAGGCUUUUGGCUUCUCUCCUCAAUUCAUUCGCAUGGCACUUAACUCACUUCUCUAUGAAGACAAGAACAGUUUCAAUCCCUCAAAGCUUAUUGAUUCCAUUUCCAGGUAUACAAGGAACUGGCUCCAAAUGAAACUGCUUAAACAUCUUAGAGUUUUUGAUGCUUGGCUUAUAGGCACAAACUUACUGCUUAAAUUCCAAUCCAAUCCAUCCAUUCGAUUGGUCAAGUGGCUAGCACCUCCUAAGGGCAGGCUCAAGCUUAAUGUUGAUGCGUCUUUCACUCAUAGUGCUAAGCAUGGAGCAGCUAUUCUUAGAGAUGACCAAGGAAGAUUAGUUGGUGCCGCCUCUUUCCAAGUUACAGGUGAAUCACCCUACCAAGCUGAAGUGGAUGCAGCCAUCAAAGGAAUAACAUGGGCGCUCAAGUUUAAUAAACUCCUUGUUUUCGAGACGGAUGCUAAGGAAAUCACUGAUUGCCAUGCUGCACUAGAGGAAGAAGGUUUAAAAUUGAAGAUGGCACCAGUUAGGGAGAAAAGAGUUAGGGGCUGUUUGUUUCAGCCUCUUAAUGGUUCAGAUGUCUGAAUGGUUCAGCACUUAAUGGUUCAGACUGUUUGUUUCAGCCUCUUAAUGAUUCAGAUGUCUGAAUGGUUAAGAGAUUUGCCUCUGAAUGGUUAAGUAUUAUACAGAGUCUGAAUGAUUAAGACCUCUUAUCUGAAUUGAUCAGACAUUUGCCUCUGAAUAGUUAAGCAAUAUACUAGCUCUUAAUGG